Molecule: messenger RNA, 5935 nt
Organism: Anastrepha obliqua
Lineage: Eukaryota; Metazoa; Arthropoda; Insecta; Diptera; Tephritidae
Gene: Bap170
Product: AT-rich interactive domain-containing protein 2
Exons: 3
Coding region: 45-5894 (1949 amino acids)
Biological process (GO): regulation of DNA-templated transcription
Cellular component (GO): SWI/SNF superfamily-type complex
Molecular function (GO): DNA binding
Source: RefSeq, a predicted model, not a curated record
GUUAAAGAUCUAGCAAAGUUAAGUGGGUUGUAUUGAAAUUCAUUAUGUCUAUGUCAGACGUAUUGAAAAACGCGAUGCCUAUUGGGGCUGAUGCCAACAACGCGCCGGAGGUAGUUGACAAUGCAGUCUCAAAUACACUUACAGGCGUUAGCGGAACACCAAUCCGUGCACGAAGUUCGCAAACCAUGAACACACCAGCAACAAAUUCCGAUCUCACCACAAAUUCUACUGCAGCAAAUACCAUUGUUACAAAAGGAAAGGCAUUGCCCAAACCCCCAGACGAAUUUUAUCGCGACGUACAGCAGUUCCACGAGCGUCGUGCAACGCCUAUAAUGCAUGCACCUAAAAUUAGCGGACGCGAGGUGGAUUUACACAAGCUUUACAGCGAAGUUACUGAGCGCGGCGGUUUCAACAAGGUAAAUCAGCGCGACGAGUGGGACGAGGUUUUGCCGGUGUUAGGAAUACGCGACAAAUGUGUAAACGCUACGGCAGCAGUGAAGUACAUUUACAGGCGCUGUCUGGAAAAGUAUGAACGACAGACCUUUUUUGGCGAAGAUCCAGACAAGUUGGAAGCACUUGAAUCCGUUGACGCCAUGGAGGGAGGUGGUCGUUCACGUAGCCGCUACCCUACGUCUAUAUAUUCAAGCAGUACGGCAACUGCAAGUGUUAAUACCGUGCCGAUGUCAUACAAUUACCGCCAACAUGUUGUGAAUAUGGAUCGUCGACGUACAUAUAAGCUGUCUACCGAUUUGCACAAACCAUCACCAUAUGAAAAGAUAAUGCUGUCGCUUAUAUCACCACUUCCCAAUGAGCAAGACUUCGCCAUUAAUGUGUGUUCGUUAAUGGCAAAUGAAAGCAAGCAGACAUUAAAGUUAAACGAGUAUCCCAAACUCUUGGAUGUACUGCUCGCCCACACUGGCGUCUUUACGGACUACACAUUGCGAAAACUGUUCCAACACGUUUAUACACAAGUACGUGAAAAUUCCCUUUUCGAAUUUUGGCGCGAUUUGUUACACGACAAGCCACAGAUUUUGGAUUUGUAUACAGAUGAGCAGGCUAUGCGCGAAGCUGGACUCAUAGCUGAUGAAGAUGCAGCUAUGGAUUCCAAAAAGUUAUCAUGUUACGAAGAUUCCAGCGAUUUUGAGUUCUUGAAUUUGGGGCGUGGAGAGGGCACACAGGAAUAUGUGGGCCAACGCGUUCAACAAAUUGUGGCUAUAUUUAGAAAUAUCAGUUUUUUUGAAGAAAAUUUGCCAGUUUUUGCAAAGAGCCGAGCCUUCUUGCGCUUCAUAGUGAUGGGCGCCAACAUACGCUGGGGCAAUCUGCACAAUCAAAUACUGGAUAUCGCUGGAAAUAUAGCCACUGAAAUUGAACUCUCAGAUCCCGCUACGGACGAUGUCUCGCGCAGUCUACUGGUAACGCUAUGUGACGGCAUUGAAAGCAUGGAUCGUGGAGUCAUUAUAAAUAGUUUGGAGAUAUUGUAUAAGUUGUGUCAAAAGGAUAGCAAUGAGGACCACAUAAAUAAGUAUAUGAAUCAACAAUUUUAUGAAACGGUAUGCCAGUUUCUAAGUCUAAAUGACAUUAUGCUACUCAUAUUUACGCUGGAAGCCAUUUAUGCGCUGACGUCAAUGGGUACUCGAUCUUGUCAUUUUAUAAUGCAAGUGCGUGGCAUUGUCGACCAACUAGUCUCACUGAUCACCGUCGAGGCCCAAUCAUACGGGCCAGAUGGUUGUAUCUUAAUGAGAGUUGUGGAAACUGUGCCAGGUAAUAUGUUACCUAUUGUGGCGCAAAAUAUCGCCAAUCUACAAAAUGCUGCAGUAAUUCAGAAGCCACCCACACAUGUACUCGCAUUACCAACACAAUUGCCGGCACCCCAACCGCCUGUCCCUACACCAGUAAUACUACCCACAUACAUUGCUUCUCCGGCAAUGCCAAAUCCACAGUUACCUACAGUACAAUUACCACCAGCCGCAGUAGAUUCUGGCCAAAAUCAAAAACUGCCAACACAGACCAGUGAACCAGCUGCUACUGCGCAAUCAGUUACAGCAGGGCAACAACAACAACCGGGCACAUCGCAGCAGCACACAUCGACGCCAACACAAGCGCCAACUAAUCCGCCGCAAAACUUCACACACGAAGACGAACAAUACGCAUUGGCAUGGUUGGGAGCUACCUUCGAACGUGCCCCAAGCCCAGAGAGUCAUGUCGAACAGCAGGAACUGUACCGCAUGUAUUUAACACAUUGUCAAAAGUUCGGUAAGCACUCAGUGGUGAAUCAUAUGCAAUUUCCGCGUCUUGUGCGCUUAAUUUACAAUGGCAGUGUGGGGCCCAUGUCUGUGCGCCGCAGCGAUGGCUCUGAUUUGCCAGGAAUGCAUUACGUCGGUAUACGUUUGCGCGCACAACCUCUACCAAUACAAUCAUCUAAAACUCUGCCAAUCCAACCUAAGCCACUGGAUAUCAAAUUGGCAACAAAACCUCCUGGGAAUGAUAACACCGCCGCAGCUCCAACGUCUGCACGCAAAUUGAAAAAGAAGUCCAAGGUGCAGCAAGAAACUCCUGUAACUUCCACGGAAGUGUCAACGUCCUCAUCUGCAUCUAAUAGCAGUAUUUCGACAGCUACACAAGAACCAACAAAUCCAGAGCAAAAUUUUAAUGAGGAAGUGUCUACUGGAGCAGCAGCAACAACAACUUCCAGCAUCACAAGUCAUAGUGGUGCACCCUUAUUAAUAGUACAGUCCGGAGGAACUGGAAUCACUGCAGUUACUCCCUCAUUGGCUUUGCCACAAGCCACCGAUACAAGUGCGCAACCCUCUUCCUCUCUAAUCAAAAGCUUGUUAGCCAACAAAGUGACGCAGCGUCAGCAGAAGAAUCAAAAGGAGUUGAAUACCACCGCUACUAGCUCACAGUCGCCGGCAAACGCCCUUGCGCAGCAACCUAUUAAAGUAGCCAGUACUGCAAUAAGUGCAUUGGUGAAUAAUCCACUGAUGCAAAAUGCAUCUGUAAAGGUUGGACAGACCACCAUUAAACCGCUGAACCCACAAACUCCAUUGGAAAAGAAGCCCAUUCUCGAAUCUACACCACCACCCUUGGCACCACUUAGUGGCAAUAAUGUUGCCAAAGACUCCAAUGGACGACCAGUGAUUAUUGCCAAUCAGAUGUUGGUAGAAAUACUCGACAAAAAGGGUGGUGAGCCAACAAUACCCGCUACCAUCAUUAAAAGGAAAAUUGAAGACAGCACUGAGCCUGCAAAACGACUCGCUUUGGACCCCUUGAUUGGCAAAGAGGACGUGCAAGUGACGCCGUCGAAGAACGCUGCCAAUUUAUACGCCGAGAUGGCUGCGUCCAUACUUGAAGAUGAGGAUCUCGAAGACAUACCGCCGCUGCCAGCUACAUCAACCGCGCCAUCAACAUCUACGUCCACGACACAGUCAACAUUUACUGAACCCUUGCAACAGCAGCAAAUUUUAAUUCCAGCUAAAAUUCAACAGGCCACAGUUCAGGGUGUACAGCGACAGCUUGUCUUCCAGACGAACCAGCCACCUCAACUGAAGUUGACCACACAUAGUGGUGUUGCGCCACCAACACAGAUGCCCACAGCCAUGGCUACUAUAAAAACCGAGCAGGGUCUGCAGACUGUACCGGUUAUUCUGCAACAGAAGACGUUGGAACAAACGCAACCACAACAGCUAAUACAACAAGUCAUCACACAAAACGUACCGCAGGCAAUGCCGCAACAACAGCCAACACAGUACGUUCUUGCCACAAAUCAACAGGGUCAAACUUAUCUUGUGGCACAACAGGCGCAGCCACCACCACCACCGCCACAGCAAACAGUAUUGGUCACACAGACACCGCAACAGCAAUCGGUUGGGGCAAAAACAAUUAUUAUUUUACAACAACAAACAAUGCCUGGUCAACAAACGCACCAACCGCAACCACAACUCAUCGGUGGGGGGCCACAAAAAGUGAUAAUGACAACGUCGCAAGGUCAACAAGUGCUCGUGACGCAGCGCCCACAACCCGCUCUGCCUGUUCCCACAACACAGCAAAUUUUCAUAAAUCCACAAACAGGCACGGCUACACAUAUUCAACAUGUGCCAGUUUCCAGUGGUGGCAUAGCAACAAGUGUAUCCACCAACAAUCAGCUGCUACAGCGUCAUCAAAUAUUAACAUCUCAAGCGACAACUAUGGCUCCUACACAGCCCGCAACAGGACAGAUCUCGCCGUCUUUGCUCUCACAACUCAAUCAUAUUCCAGCUACUAUCAAACUACACCAACCUCAAAUGCCUGCAACGUCCGUACAGACAGCAGCCCUUCAACAUCCAUCGGCGACGAUUUCGCGCUUAGGAAAGACGGUUUCUAUUGUGCAGACUCCACCAGCCUUGGCACCGCCACCACCACCCAUUCAAAUACCGCAACUGCAACAACAUCAGUCGAUAAUACAACAGCACAUCAUAUCAGGGCCGUCGGAGAAAAGGCAGAUGAUACUGGGUGGGCGAGCUAUUGAAAUUAAGGAGACGGUAAUCACUCAAGCGCCGCCGCCAUCGCAACAAAGUCAAUUAAAUUCGCAAACGAUCAUAACAAAACAAGUUUUACCCCAACAACAACAGCAAGCACAGCAAAUACGCACUGUCAUAGAACAACAACAGCAUCCCUCGCUUAUUCAGCAGAAAUUCACCUUGCAGCCGCAACCACAGAAGACGAGUGAGCAGUCCAGUUUAAUUCAAGCCACUUUGCCGGCCAAACCUCAAGCUGUUGUGCAGACUGUAGUUCAACAACCACCACCUUCACAGUCACCAAUUCCAUGCAAACCAACGGUUGCUCAACCGGUCAGAGCAUCCACACCUCAACAACAACAACAAACUCCAACAGCUGCUAACAACAAAACAGUUUGCUCCGAACCACCACCACUGACACAGACAACACGCCCACCAAUGGUUGGCAAUCAGCAAUCACAGCAGCAGCAGCAGCCGCAGCCACAGAAAGAAGUAACGAAAUCAAAUGAAUCUGCAAAUACUAUGAACAAUUCAUCAACGGCAACAACGACAACGAAUGCACCGGCAGCCACUACAACAGCUGCUGUGGCGGCAAAUUCAAGCACACCGCCCCCACCAUCUACAGCCAAUUCAGUGCAGAUGCCACUAACGAAACCCACACCUCCCAUGCCACAGCUGCCACAAGUGCAGUUGCCACCAGGAGUAGCAAUACCGCCUUUAGAUCCUAACUGGAUUUACGUUUGCGAUUGGCGUAAUUGCCCGCGCCGCAAAUACAAAUCACUUAACGACCUACAGCAUCAUGCAUGUUCUCAGCAUUGUCCGGACCAUCUGGAUCCGGCGGCGGAAAUUUUUUGCCAAUGGGGUGUGGGGCCUGGCCUUUGCGAUGGUAUACCACGAAAACGUUAUUCGCUGAUGACGCACAUCAUAGAUCGACACUUAACAAACGAUAGUUUGCGCGCCGCUAUGCAACGACGCAUUGCAACGGGUACGGUAAAUCUGCAGCCGACCCAAGCACCGGUAACAAUCGUGCGCAAUGUAGAGGCAGCUCAAGCGCAGGCGCAACGCAAUAACUCGGCUUCACCAUCACCAUCGACUUCGUCAUCCUCCUCCGGUUCACAUCAAACUGGUGUUGGCAGUGCCACUGGUAGUUCAGCUAUGCACGCUAUCAAACGACACACAGUGGAUUAUGUGAAUCCCAAAGAAUUGAUGGAUGAAAAUGAAGGUCCGGUUACGAAAAGUAUACGCCUAACUGCCGCAUUGAUAUUAAGGAAUCUCGUUACAUACACCAACACAGCUAAACGUAACUUGCGUCGUUAUGAGCCGCAUCUAUCCAAUGUAGCUUUGAGCAACGUGGAAUCAAGUGGGGCUAUUUCGCAUAUUCUAUUCGAGCUAAAUAACUAAAUGAGCUAAUAUCAGUUUGAGUGGACAAUAUUCCGAAAUUU